Molecule: messenger RNA, 1948 nt
Organism: Clarias gariepinus (North African catfish)
Lineage: Eukaryota; Metazoa; Chordata; Actinopteri; Siluriformes; Clariidae
Product: E3 ubiquitin/ISG15 ligase TRIM25-like
Exons: 11
Coding region: 1-1677 (558 amino acids)
Molecular function (GO): protein binding; zinc ion binding
Source: RefSeq, a predicted model, not a curated record
AUGGCUGAGGCGAGAGUCUCUGUGAAUUUGGACGAGUUCACCUGUCCGAUCUGCUUAGAUCUGCUAAGUGAUCCUGUGUCCAUUCCCUGUGGACACAGUUUCUGUAUGUCCUGCAUAAACACACAGUGGGAUACAGAGGAACACAGAGGAGCUUCCAGCUGCCCCAUGUGUAAACAGCAGUUUAACCCACGACCCACCCUGGGCAGGAACGUCAUGUUGGCUGAAAUGGUGAAGAAGCUAAGGAAGACACAUGUUCCUGAGAGAACCCUGGCUGGACCUGAGGAUGUGGAGUGUGACGUCUGUGUUCGGCGAAAACAAAAAGCGGUGAAGUCCUGUCUGGUGUGUUUAGCUUCAUACUGCGAGAUUCACUUAAAACUUCACAACGAGCUGAACGCGGGCAACACACACAAAGUGACUGAAACCAGGUACGGCCUCAAAGACCGGAUCUGCAGCGAACAUAACAAGCUUCAGGAUGUUUUAUGCUGUACUGAGAACAAAUGUGUGUGCUGUGAAUGUGCUGUAUCUCACUGUAGAGACCAUAACACCAUUACACUUGCAAAUAAACGAGUUCAACAACAGCAAGAGGUUAAAGACAUCCAGACACAGGUUCUCCAGAGAACUCAAGCAGCGGAGAACAGUGUGAAAGAUUUAAAGAAAGCAAUAAAGUCAAUCAAGUCCUCUGCAAAGACAACUCUGGAUCAGAGUGAGAAGAUCUUUAUGGCGAUUAAAGAAAUAAUCAAAGCUACAGAAGAAGCUGAAGUUGAGCGAGCAGAGGAAACUCUACAGUGUAUGGAACAGGAAGUGCUGAAGCUGCAGAAGAGAGAGAACGAACUGGUUCAGCUUGGACAGUUAGAUGAUGACUUCACCUUCCUCAGGGAGUACAUGACCCUCUCUGACCUCUCACUGUUUGGUGAUGCUCCUCACGUUGCUGUCAACCUGUCACCUUUUAAAGAAAUACAAAGCUCUGUGUCUGAGCUGGAAAUAAAAGUGAAGGAGUUCUGUGAGACAGGAUUACACACAAAGCCCACAUCAGAUUACAGUAAAGUACUUGGAGUGAAACAUGGAGUGGAAACUAAUAAGGCGGACAAAAGUGCAGUGGGGUUUCAGCAUCAGGCCAAAACAAAGAAACAUAAGUCACAGAAAGAUAAGACGGCAUGGUUUAGAGUGAGAUGUGGACUGCAGAAGGCCGGAGUCAACAAGGGAGCAAGAACAUAUGUGGAUGUUGAGAAAUCCAGUGCUGAUUACCACAAAGCUAAAUCAGCAGAGGCGGGCAGCAGAGGAAUACGAAGCAUCACAGCACUUUUUGAAAAUCUGGCCAAAGAAAAUGAGGAAGAGGAAAAGAAACGGGCGCAAGAGGAAAGAGCCAGACGAGCCAAGGAGGAACAGGAGAUAGAGGAAACUUGUGUUCAGGCAGAGCAGGAGGAAAUCUACCUGAACCCAUAUCAGGAGAACCAGCACCUGACUGCAGGUGUGUUUCAGCCAUAUGAUUGUGUUGAGGACCUGGGAGUGGUUGCUGUGGCUCUCUAUGAUUAUAAAGCUGAGUCUGACGAUGAGAUCUCCUUUGACCCUGAUGACAUCAUCACCAACAUUGAGAUGAUUAACGAAGGCUGGUGGAGGGGUGUGUGCAGGGGGGCUUACGGACUUUUUCCAGCCAACUAUGUUGAACUUCAGCAGUAAGCCCUGCCCAUCAGCCAGGUCCACCCACCUGGUGGAGAGUUUGUGGGAUAUAACUCAGAACCACUGAUUUCUUUCUGACCAACACAAUUUGUUGUAUGAUUCUCCUGUACUGAGUGCAUGUUUGGUUUGGAGUUGGCCUAAUAACCGCUGUAUGCCAGUGGUGAGGAGUAAUAUACUGUAGGUAAUAUUCUAAACACAUGUACUGUAUGUAUAAAACAGACACUGAGCACACUUUUGUAUCUUUAACAUAAAUAAUAUCCAAUUAAUAACU